AUGUUGCGCUCAGUCGCUUUAGUGGUCAUCAUCGGAACACUUGUUGGGUUAUCUGAGAGCAAAAUCCACCCUCGCUCAGCCUACAGAGAAGUAGCCAAAAAGCUCGAAAUUCACAGACGCCAAACACCCGAGCAAGAUGCCUGCGUGGACGCCAAACUCGAAGAGAAGCUAAACAAAAACUCUACUUGCAUCCAACGCGUAGCCGACUUAGAGUCCGUGGUCGAUGCCAUACUUGAAGACACGGAGGACGAUCAGUCGGCCGUGAAUCUCGCCUUUCAAAUCUUAUGCUUGCCCGAGUGCGGACCCAUAUUUCUGGAGGCGGAAGACGAAUGCGGAUUGUACGACGAUUCGCCGGGAUCGCGCAACUUUUUUGUCGGGCUCUGCGGCAACAACGAAGGAACUUCGUGUUAUGAAUACUUUUAUAGAGCUCUUCGGUUCUCAGCGGACGUAUCCGUCUCAUGCUACAUUAACGUCAGCCUCGGAUCUUCGUGCACAUGUAAAUCCGAGCUUGCAUCGGAAGUGGAGGUGCAGGGCUGCUGCAUCAAUGUCUACCAAGAUUUUUUUCAAGCUGUUGUAGAAGAGGGAUCUGGUGAUACCAAGUAUGAGCCAAACAUAUUGUACGGAUCCUGUGACGUCCGCCAGCCAAAUGACUGCAAUAAUAGUCCCUUGCAAAGUAGCUCAGUUCGUCUCGAAUACACCAUUCUUGCCGUAGCAGCAGCUUUUCUGCUAGCUCUCUUUGGCUGA
Geodia barretti is the source of this 744-nucleotide messenger RNA. The record is from the annotation of a GenBank genome assembly. Lineage: Eukaryota; Metazoa; Porifera; Demospongiae; Tetractinellida; Geodiidae.